CGCGGUUAGGCGAGGGCGCGGAUCGCUCACCUGGCGCACUGUCUGUUGUGCUCCAAACACAGCAGCACCGCUCUCCCACAGCUCUCCCAAACAACCUGCGACCUUACUGCCGAGGAUCAGGAUUUACCGCCGUGAAAUCGGCUUCCAGGAAUUGUCAAGAUGUUUAAAAAGAAAUCCAAACCCACAACUCCCACCAAAAAGACACCUUCGUUGCUCUCACAGCUGAUCGUGCGCCUACAACAAAAUGCAGAUGUUGUGGAGAAGAAUAUCUACAAAGUUGAAGAAUGCUUUCUUCAAGAUGUCAAGCGUAUAGAGGAGGGGAAACAUGUGCUAUUCCAUGACGACACUGAGAAAUUGAUAGAUGAAUCGCAAGUAAUACUAGCGAACCUGCAGACGGAUGCACAGGUAGCCAGCACUGAGAGGCACCCACAGUCUGAUAUGAUUACAGAGGAUGUCAAACAGUUGAAAGAUAGGAUCAAGAAGCUCAAAAUGGAACAUAAGAAGGUCUACAAUCUUUCUCGGGUCGAUGGAAUUCCUUCUUUCGACUGGUCCAAAAUGAUCGACGAGAAGCAGGCAGAGCUGAACAAUGGAGGCUUUGGAAAUGAAUUACCUUUUGUCGAUCAGCAAUUGGAACACCACCAGCUCUUCAGCAAAGAGGUUGAAACAAUUGGGGAUCACAUCAACAAGAAUGAGAACACGGAUUAUAUCAGUGGCAUCCAGGUGAAGUACAACAAACUAUCGAAAGGGACGGAGCAGCGGCAGAAAGACUUGUUAAGCCUCCGUGAAUACAUGCAGAACUGCACCAAUGAGCUGUACUGGAUGGACACCCAGGAGGAAGACCGCCUGCGUUAUGACUGGAGUGACCAGAACCUGGAUUACAAAAACCGCCAUCGACAGUACGAGAACUUUGUGAACCGACAUCUGGAAGCUAAGGAAGCAGCUGUUACCAAACUUCAUGAUGAAGGCAACAAACUGUUACAGACGAAGCACCCAGGAAAGAAUGCUGUGGAGGCCCACAUGGAAGCCGUACAUGCUGACUGGAAGGAAUAUCUCAACCUGCUGAUCUGUGAGGAGAAUCAUCUCAAAAACAUGGAUGACUACCACAAGUAUUACAAAGACUCGAAGGACAUGCAGGAGCUUCUCAAAAAAAUUGACAACGAUUUGGAUUUGAAAUACAAUCCAGAAUUCAAAGAUGAAUUCCAGCUUCAAACUCUGCUCCGGGACCUGGACGAUCAGGACCGAGCAUUGGACAAGUACGAUAAUGCAGUGAAAACACUGAAGAAACGCAGUUGCCAGGUGAUGCCUCUGAAGUAUCGCCGAGCCAACCCUUCCAAGGCUGUCCCAGUUGAGGCUCUCUGUGAUUUUGAUGCAGAAGAGACACACAUUCAGCGUGGGGAGAGCUAUACACUGCUCAAGAACAUCAAUGGGACCCACUGGGAGGUGGCUGAUUCAGCAGGUCAGAAGCAGAAGGCCCCUGCUGUUUGCUUCAUAAUCCCACCAACUGACCUUGAGGCAGUAGCAAUUGGAAAUGACAUCACCAAUCAAUACAACGCAGUUAAACUGAAGAGCAGCACUGCCAAGAACACUGUCCAGAAGAGUCUGAAUGGACUGAAACAUGUGAACAAACCAGCAGCGAAGACCACCACGGUUCCUGGGUCAAACACCCAGGACCAGCAGUGCUUGAAGUUACUCUCCGACUUGGAUAAAAUACAGAGUGAUACCACCAAACAGGAGAAAGCAAUCCAAUCCUGUACGCGGCCACCUCUGGAACAAACAAAGCCUAUCCAAGAUGUCAAGGAUCGAAUUCAGGACCUUAAGAACAUCAAUGGUUCGCUAAGCCAAAUUGAAUUAUCAAAGAUGGCAAAAGAGAGAGAUUGCCAAAGUUUCCUUGCGCAGAACCCACAAGUAGCUGGGGCACCUCAGCUUCGCUCCAAACUGGACGACACAAACGACAAGUUUGACCAAGCCAGCCUCCUGCUCAACAGCUCUGAAGAGAAGGCCCAAGCGGUAUAUAAGCUGGAAAACAGUUUACAGAAGGGCAGAAACACACUGUCAGAAUUUGAAAAUAAGCUGAUAAAGGAUCAAGUGAUUCCAGAUAGCAACUGGGGACUGGAUUCCAAGAAGCAGGAACUUGAAGCCAUGCGCAUCGAUCUCAAAUCCAAGAAGCCCAUCCUGCAGGAGGCGGAGCAGAAUCUGAAUUCGGUGAAGAGAGCUGGCAACGUGCUGGCAGACAACUUUCAGGAGCACUGCCUUGAUGUUGAGCGGCAGGACACUGACGUGAAGAAACUCAACCAACGCUAUGACAAUAUCGACAAGCAACUGGACAGUCGGAUUGAAAACCUGCAGAAGGCCAAGUCGUCAUAUUCCAGUUUCCGGAAUGGUAGCGAUACUUUGGAUAGCUGGCUCUCCAAUAUACCAAACUAUGAGCCCCAGGAACAUGACAGCACCAGAACUAUUGAUAAUAAGCUGAAUAAACAAAUGAAUCUUUUAACUGAAAUUACCAACAAAGAGCCAGAUCUGGCAAAAACAAUCACCAAUGCAAACCAGUAUCAGCAGGUAGCCCAGGAUUAUGAACGUGAAGCAGAGUUGUUUAAAUCACUGGUAGAACCAGACAGUGUACGAGCCUCCUCCAAAAAACCAAAGAUCACUUCGCCAGCUGACAAAGUUAAAGAUGAGGAAAUUGCUCUCGCCACUAAGUUCGCAACAGUGAAAAAUUCCGCGACCCAACAGAUGGGCCAUUUAGAGUUUGCACAAAGCUUGUUGAAGCAGCAACCAGAAGAGCAAAUGAUCCAGCAAAAUGUUCAGUCUCAAAACUAUGCAGCAGCACCUGGAACAAACUACCAGACAGACACAAAAGUGAACAGUGACUUGAAGCACAGGCAAGAAGUAGAGAAAAAAAUCAGUAAAGUACAGGAUGAAAUUGCAACCCUGAGGAGUCAGCAGCUCAAAGGUUCUUUGGUCAAGAAAGAGGUUGUCAAAAAGCUCGCUGACCCCCAGCUAGAUGAGGAACUGCAUCGGGUCCAGACAUCUUUGGCAGCCGAGCAGUUGCAGAACAAAACUCUAGACAAUGAACUGGAGGUCUUGCAGCGCAAGUUGCUUUCUCUGGAGAAACUGCAGAAGGACCCUGCACAGCAAUAUGUGGUCAAAGAGGUCCUUCGAAUUGAACAUGACAAGGAUCAAGACAAUGAGAUACUGAGACUUAAGGAGGAGCUUGAAGAGCUCAAAAGACAAAAAUCAGCAAAGGAGAAUGACAUCAUCCUGCUUCAGAAACGACUCCUCAUUUUGACUGAAGAGAAGAGCAAGGAACAAGAGAAAAUCACAGAACAAGUGGUAUUCAAGGUAAAGAAAGAUCCGGAAAUGGAAGCAGAGUUUAACCGUCUGCAGGACACCAAGCAACAUGAAAGUCUCUUGCGGCAGCAGAAAGAGGAGGAGCUCAAGGUCCUGCAAGUAAAGCUGAAACAGCUGGAGAGAGAAAAAGCCAAGGAGGAGGAGAAAGUGACAGUGAAGGAAGUAGUCAGGAUGGAGAAAGACGCAGAUCUGGAGAAGGAGGUUACGAAUUUCCGCCGUCAACAUGAGGAAGAGAUGGCCAAAAAACGCUUGCAUGAUCAAGAGAUUAAUGACCUUGGGAAACGCAUCAAAAUGCUUGAAGAAGAAAAGUCCAAACCAGUUGUCCAGGAAAAGCUGCGUGAAAUUGUCAGGCCUGAUCCCAAUGCUGAGGCCCAGGUAGUUAAACUGAGGUCUGACCUCCUUGAACAGGAGCGAUUGUGCAAUGAUGUCAAUCUGGAGCUGAGGAGCAUCUCUGAUGAAAUCGCAAUCCUAAAAGAUAGGGGCCCAAAAAUUGAGAUAAAAGACAAUAUAAAAGAAGUCAUAAAGUACAAACCAGAUCCUGAAACAGAGCAGGUGUUGGAGAGAUUAAGGGAUGAGGUGCUGGAUAAAUCACGACACGUGGAGAGAAGCAAAGUUGAGAUAAAUCAGCUGGAGAAAGAGAUUGAGAUGCUGAGGAAUAGUAAGCCCGAUGUUCAAAUAAAAGAAGUUAUCAAUGAGGUCACUCAGUACAAAGAAAACCAACAAACUAGACAGGAGUUGGUAAACCUCAAAGCCAAGCUUGCAGAAGAACAGAAGAAACAACUGGAGCAAGAGAGCGAGCGAUUAAAACAUGAAGCGAACAUCCAACUGAAGAAGAAGGAUCUAGCAAAAGUGAGAGAAAAAGUGGUGCAGCAGGAGGUUGUGAAGGUGCAACAAGAUCCACUAUUAUUGUCAGAAUGUGGUUCAAUGGCAAAUGAGAUUGAGCAAGAGAGAAAGCAGAAGGUAAAUUUGAGAGCCCAGAUCCAGACACUGCAACGCCGAAAAUCCGACUUGGAAGAGCAGUUGCUGGAACUUGAAGCAGAGAGAGAGGCUCGACGCAAAGCUGAGCUGGAGGUCAAGAGGUUAAAAAUAGAGCUCACUAAUAUUGAGGAGAAAGAAAAGGAGGUAAGAGAUAAAGUCACGUUGAGACAGACGGUUGUUCUGCAGAAAGAUCCUAUGCAAGAAACAGAAGUGUCAUUGUUUAGACUGAACUUAGAGGAUGUAAAGUCAAAUCGAACUGAUCUUGAAAAUGAACUUCAGGCCCUGAAGCUGAAGCAGAUAGAGCUCGAGUCAACAAAAACCAAGGUAAAAAAUGUCUUUACUGAAAAAGUUCAGGUGGAACGAGACCCUGAGACAGAAUUAGAAGUUCAAAAUCUUCGGAAAAAUUUAGAAGCUGAAGAAAAAUUAAAACAAAAAUUGCAGAAUGAGCUUGACCACCUGAAAAAUAAGCUAUCAGACACCGUGUUCAAUGACAAGAAGUCAACGAAAGACUUGGAACAUCUGAGAGAUGAGAACAGCAACUUGCACAGGGAAAUCCAAAGUCUGCUGAGUGAUAAACGAAGACUACAUUCUGACAUCGAGGUCACCGUUCAACAAACUAAAGAAGUCCAGUCAGUAAAGUCAACAUCAGUUGUUGACAAAAUGGAUCUUAUGGAAACUCGAUUCAAAUCUCUACAGAAGGAAUUGGAUGAUAUAAGGAAAUCGACCGGAUCCAAAGAAGUUGAGAUUGAAAAGUUGGAAAAGGAAUUAGCUGCUCUGAAAAUAAAGAGAGAACAGAGGGAGAACAGUUUACGCCGUCACAUUGUAGUAAUUGAUCCAGAUAAUGGCAAAGAAAUGUCUCCACGGGAAGCCUAUAACAUUGGUCUCAUCGACUACGACAUGUACAUCAACCUUGAAAACCAGGAAUGUGACUGGGAGGAGAUAACAGUAAAAGAUCCUUCAGGUACUUCCACCAUCCUCCAUGAUCGGAAAUCAGGAGAGAAGUAUUCUGUGAGUGAUGCUCUGAAGAUGGGCAAGAUUACCGAGAAACAGUAUAAGCAGUUCAUGGACAAGGAAAUUACAAUCCAAGAAUUUUCUGUCUUGGUAGCAGGCAAGCAUAAAAUGCCACACAAUGACAUCGCUAAGGCAAAUAAACAUCAACAAGUUUCCAGUGGCUUUUCUCCAACCAAAGAUAAACUGCAAGCGAUUGGAGGCAUAAUUGAUGCAGACACGGAAAUGAAAAUCUCCAUCCCCAAUGCAGCUAACCGAAAUUUGAUCGACUCAGACACUGCUCUGAGGCUUCUGGAAGCACAAGCUGCAACUGGUGGAAUCGUCUUUAUAAAGGAUGGCAGUCGAUACAAUGUAAUUAAGGCUGCAGAACUUGGCUUGAUUGAUCGUGGACUUGAGACGAGACUCUCCAGCGCUGAGAGUGCCUACACAGGCAUUGAAAAUCCUCAAACCAAGGAAUUGCUGCCUGCUAUUAAGGCCGUUGAACAUGACUGGCUUUACUCGAAGGCUGCUAACUGGUAUCUUGAAGCACAGUACUUAACCGGAGGUCUAGUUGACCCUGCCACCUCUGAGAGACGUUCGCUCAGACAGGCAAUAUCCUCUGGCCUGAUUGAUGAAGCUGGGGCCAACAGACUCAAAGAUGACACCACGUACCUGAAAGACCUGGUGGAACCAAUUAGUAAGCAUCACAUUAAUUAUAAGGAAGCACUGGAUUUAUGCAUCCCUGACCAAGAAACCGGGUUGCUGCUGCUUCCCGUCUCCUCCAAGUCUAACUGAUGAGUGUCUUUCCAUCUGAAGAUCACAGCACAAUUGUCUGCAGCAUUCAAUUUACCAACUUGCUUGAAAACAGAAGAAUAUUGUCAAAGAACUCUUGGAAGAAACUAGAUGAAUUUAUUUGGGAUGUGGGAGCUACCUGAAUUAAAAACCAAUGUUAAUGUAAACUAACUGCUAUUACAUAAUUCAUUUUCCUGAAUGCUUUGAUCUCAUUCUCUAAAUUUAUUCUCUUUAAAUUUUCUUUCACUUCUCUGUAACAAAUUUAAAUGUAGAAUCAACAUAAAUGACCACCUGCUGUAGUUCAGAAUUGUGAGGAAUACUCGCCAAUAAUUUGACCCUCAUUGCCAUUGGGGAUGAUGCUUGUCUUCUGUGGGUAAGCUUGGUUGUUUCAAAGUCUGGCUCCAAGUCACAGGCUCCAUCUCAGCUGCUUCCCAAUGUUUGAGAACUACUUUGCUUUGGUGGUUGGGGAGGCAUCCGUCACUUGCUGGGCCCAGCUUCAUCUGCAGGACAAACCUCUACAAAAAUCAAGUAACAAGCAACUUGACUUUGCAGUUCCAAAAGGAUCUGCUUAUCUUCCAGACAAUGAUCGGAGAUGUUCAGAAAGCCUUUUAGUCCUCACCUUCUGCUGUGGCUUCCUGAAGAACCUUUUUUGUUGGGGAUGGGGCAAAAGGUCCAUAAUUGGCUCAACCUAUCAGAAUUUAAAAGCUCAUGAUAGGAUAAAGGCAUGUGUAUAUUCCAACUCCCCACUGGCUAAAUAUCAAGCCUUUCAUCCUUUCCCUAGAAUGAUAGUUGCUUUUACAGUGUGUAAACUAAGCAAGUGAAGAAAUGGAGCUUUAAUGUUCAAGGGCAUAGAAACUUCUAAAAAAAUAUGUAUUGGCUGUUUUUGAGACUGGAGACGUAUUAAUACAUUUUCAACAUAGAUUUGCAUUUGUCACUAGUGCAUUGAAGAGUUUAAAUGUAUUUGUCUUCCAAAAUGACACAAGUCUCCAUGCCAAAUGAAGAAAAAAGCAAGCAAAUGUAUUCAUUCUGUUUUAGGAAUCAAUGGUGGAACAAAUUUAUUCCAAAAACUGCAAUUGACUGGAAGGUCCCAACCCCUAAUUUUUCUUUCUAUAGCAGGGAAAACUUUGGACUAACAAUGCUUAAAAAGAAACUAUUUUACAGCGAACCCGUUUCAAGCAAUAUUGUAAUCAUUUUCAUAAAAUUAAGUUUGGGUGAUUUCUCUUUUAACAAAACGGAACUGUAUUCAUACAAAUAAUCCAUAACUGCAUGAAUUAAUUACAUUUAGUAUAUUUCUUACCUUUGAUUAUUUACAUUUGUUGCAUCGUUUCGGGGAUUAGAAUAAAUUUCAAGGAUAUGUUUAUAUUAGAGAAAUUAAAAUAAAAUAAAUGGUCUGUU
Molecule: messenger RNA, 7500 nt
Organism: Leucoraja erinaceus (little skate)
Lineage: Eukaryota; Metazoa; Chordata; Chondrichthyes; Rajiformes; Rajidae
Gene: ppl
Product: periplakin
Exons: 23
Coding region: 160-6108 (1982 amino acids)
Biological process (GO): intermediate filament cytoskeleton organization; wound healing
Cellular component (GO): cytoplasm; intermediate filament; cytoskeleton
Molecular function (GO): cadherin binding; structural molecule activity
Source: RefSeq, a predicted model, not a curated record